This is a messenger RNA of Dovyalis caffra, 792 nucleotides long. The record is from the annotation of a GenBank genome assembly. NCBI's taxonomy places the organism in Eukaryota, Viridiplantae, Streptophyta, Magnoliopsida, Malpighiales, Salicaceae.
AUGGAAAUGAGAGAAGCGGUCAAAGCAAUUCAUGCUUUAACAAAAAACAAAGUUGUUAUAAAUGAGCUUUAUGAUGCGAUGAUGAAGAUUACCGAUCUUGAUGAUGACAUCUUGAAUAAUGUGUUUGAUUAUUUGGUGCGUAAUAAAAGAACGCGCUCUCUGCAGAAACCCAAAAGCACCAGAGACCCAUUACAAAUUUCAACAGGUGUGUUGUUUGAGAUGGAUUCGUCGCAUAAUACGUUGUUGGGGACUGGAGGGAGUGGAGGUAAUGGAAUGUUGGCUACUCCAGUGAAUGAUACAGCUGCAGGGACGGCAAUGGAUGAUCCAAAGCAAAGUUUGAACCAAGUCAUUAAUUCCAUCCAGAAGACUCUUGGUCUACUCCACCAGCUUUACCUCACGGUCUCUUCAUUCAACACUGCUUCACAGCUUCCUCUUCUCCAGCGACUCAAUGGUCUUGUUACUGAGCUGGACACUAUGGUUAAAUUGUCUGAAAAGUGCAACAUUCAAGUUCCUAUGGAGGUCCUGAGUUUGAUUGAUGAUGGAAAGAAUCCAGAUGAAUUCACAAGGGAUGUUAUAAACAGCUGCAUUGCUAAAAAUCAAGUCACCAAAGGCAAAACUGAUGCCUUCAAGAGUUUGCGCAAGCAUCUUCUGGAGGAACUUGAGCAGACUUUUCCAGAUGAAGUCGAAUCAUAUAGGGAGAUACGCGCAAUGUCUGCUGCUGAAGCAAAACGGCUUGCUCAAGCACAAAGCUCAUUACCCAAUGGCGAUGUGAAGGUUAAACCGGAGCUUUAA